Molecule: messenger RNA, 914 nt
Organism: Sesamum indicum (sesame)
Lineage: Eukaryota; Viridiplantae; Streptophyta; Magnoliopsida; Lamiales; Pedaliaceae
Gene: FSD2
Product: Fe superoxide dismutase 2
Biological process (GO): superoxide metabolic process
Cellular component (GO): chloroplast nucleoid
Molecular function (GO): metal ion binding; superoxide dismutase activity
Source: RefSeq, a predicted model, not a curated record
ACUCACUACUCGCGCCGAUAACACACGCCCAAAGGUCAGUCUACUUGCGCUCUCGCUCCUUCUUUCUUACAGAUUGUUUGCGGGAGCAGAGAGAUUAUGGCUGCGUCUGCUGCAGCAGCGAUUGCCAGUCCUUCGGGAUGUGGGUUGUUCUCCACUCAAGGAUUUUCUGGGUCGACCCGCAGCCUGCUAUGGAGGAAAACUGAGAAGCGGAAUGUAAGGAAAGCUGUUAAGGGUGUAAUAAAGGCCAAAAUUGAACUUAGCCCUCCACCAUACUCCCUUGACGGUUUGGAACCUCAUAUGAGUCGUGAAACAUUUGAAUACCAUUGGGGGAAGCAUCACAGAGCCUAUGUUGAUAACCUCAACAAGCAAAUAGUUGGUACAGAACUGGAUACAAAGACGUUGGAGGAAAUAAUACUUGCUACAUAUAACAACGGUGAUCUCCUCCCACCCUUCAAUAAUGCUGCACAGGUGUGGAAUCAUGAUUUCUUUUGGGAGUCCAUGAAACCUGGUGGUGGAGGUAAGCCAUCCGGAGAGCUUCUAGAACUAAUCAACAGAGACUUUGGUUCUUUUGAAGCUUUUGUUAGUGCAUUCAAGGCAGCUGCAGCAACACAAUUUGGUUCUGGUUGGGCUUGGCUCGUAUACACAACAAAUAAACUCAAUGUUGGAAAUGCAGUGAAUCCCCGUCCAUCAGAUGAGGACAAAAAGCUUAUCGUGGUGAAGAGCCCCAAUGCUAUAAAUCCUCUUGUCUGGGAUCACUCCCCACUGCUUACUAUAGAUGUCUGGGAGCAUGCUUACUACCUUGAUUUCCAGAACCGACGCCCAGAUUAUAUAUCUACCUUUAUGGAGAAGCUUGUUUCUUGGGAUGCUGUAAGUUCCAGGCUUGAAGCUGCAAAGGCUCGGGCUCUUGAAUGAGG